AUGCAACAAACACCUACGCAUAAAUCAGCACGCCUCAGUGAAUGCAACCCUUGGUUUUGCACUCAGAGGAGAGCCCUCUUUUACGGCGAGAACUUGGCAUGGGGUAGGUGGGAUAUUGACUCUCUAAUAUUCCAUGGCCGCAAUGAUAUGCUGGUGAAACAAUGUUUGUUGAUUUGUUAUGAGAAACUUAUUUACGACUUAUUAGAUAUUCUUGAUUCUUUGUGCUCCUGGAUCCGCGUUUGGCACGUCAGUGAAUGCAACCUUGUGCACUCAGAGGGGCCUUACGGCGAGAACUUGGCAUGGGGUAGUGGAGACCUUUCAGGCGAAGAAGCUGUGAAAAUGUGGGUUGAUGAGAAAACUUAUUACGACUAUAAUUCUAAUUCUUGUGCUCCUGGCCGGGUUUGUGGCCAUUAUACUCAAGUGGUCUGGCGCGAAUCGGUUCGCCUAGGGUGUGCUAAGGUUACCUGCACUAAUGGAGGAACCUUUAUUGGAUGCAAUUAUGAUCCUCCUGGUAAUUAUAUUGGGAAACGACCUUAUUAAUCAUAAUGUCGUUUAGAUAUACCUAAGGAUAAAAUAUGUACUGGUUCAUAUCCAAGAUUAUAAGAAUAUGAUUUAUGUCUUCCGGUUUCAGCCUAGAUUAAGUUGACCAAGAAAAAAUGGAAUAAAAUAGAAUAUGAUAUAUGUCUUCCUGAUUUCCAGCAUGGAGAUUUGCUUUUGGUUAUUUGUAAAGGGGCAAGAUUUUUAAGCCAAAAAUAGAAUAAAAUAAAAUAUUAGGAGUUUGUCCUCA
Molecule: messenger RNA, 787 nt
Organism: Jatropha curcas
Lineage: Eukaryota; Viridiplantae; Streptophyta; Magnoliopsida; Malpighiales; Euphorbiaceae
Product: pathogenesis-related protein 1
Cellular component (GO): extracellular region
Source: RefSeq, a predicted model, not a curated record